Choloepus didactylus (southern two-toed sloth) is the source of this 2783-nucleotide messenger RNA. It is a transcript of the gene EBF1, whose product is annotated as EBF transcription factor 1. Gene Ontology annotation, biological process: regulation of transcription by RNA polymerase II. The record is from RefSeq and is a predicted model, not a curated record. NCBI's taxonomy places the organism in Eukaryota, Metazoa, Chordata, Mammalia, Pilosa, Megalonychidae. The coding region runs from base 42 to 1937 and encodes 631 amino acids. Gene Ontology annotation, molecular function: DNA-binding transcription factor activity, RNA polymerase II-specific; RNA polymerase II cis-regulatory region sequence-specific DNA binding. The transcript is spliced from 18 exons.
UUCAAGGGGGAGGAGAUUUUCCGCAAGAAAAGGUUGUUUUCAUGUUUGGGAUUCAGGAAAGCAUCCAACGGAGUGGAAGCAGCAUGAAGGAAGAGCCGCUGGGCAGCGGCAUGAACGCGGUGCGGACGUGGAUGCAAGGCGCCGGGGUGCUGGACGCCAACACCGCGGCGCAGAGCUCCGGGAUUGAAGACUGUGUGGCCUGGAGGCGCUGCCCUUGGAGGUUGACCUGGGAGAACUUUACUGGGAACCCCCAGCGCCCUUUCCGGGGACUCCUGGUCCCAAGUGAGAAAUACGGGGUGGGUCUGGCCCGGGCUCACUUUGAGAAGCAGCCGCCUUCUAAUCUGCGGAAAUCCAACUUCUUCCACUUCGUCCUGGCCCUCUACGACAGACAGGGCCAGCCCGUGGAGAUCGAGAGGACAGCCUUUGUGGGGUUCGUGGAGAAGGAAAAAGAAGCCAACAGCGAAAAGACCAAUAACGGAAUUCACUACCGGCUCCAGCUCCUCUACAGCAAUGGGAUAAGGACAGAGCAGGAUUUCUACGUGCGCCUCAUUGACUCCAUGACAAAACAGGCCAUAGUGUAUGAAGGCCAAGACAAGAACCCAGAAAUGUGCAGAGUCUUGCUCACACAUGAGAUCAUGUGCAGCCGCUGUUGUGACAAGAAAAGCUGUGGCAACCGAAAUGAGACUCCCUCAGAUCCAGUGAUAAUUGACAGGUUCUUCUUGAAAUUUUUCCUCAAAUGUAACCAAAAUUGCCUAAAGAAUGCAGGAAACCCUCGUGACAUGCGGAGAUUCCAGGUCGUGGUGUCUACAACUGUCAACGUGGAUGGUCAUGUCCUGGCGGUCUCUGAUAAUAUGUUUGUCCAUAAUAACUCCAAACACGGGCGGAGGGCUCGGCGGCUUGACCCCUCGGAAGGUACGCCCUCUUAUCUGGAGCAUGCAGCUACUCCCUGUAUCAAAGCCAUCAGCCCGAGUGAAGGAUGGACGACGGGAGGUGCAACUGUGAUCAUCAUAGGGGACAAUUUCUUUGAUGGGUUACAGGUCAUAUUCGGUACCAUGCUGGUUUGGAGUGAGUUGAUUACUCCGCAUGCCAUCCGGGUGCAGACCCCUCCUCGGCACAUCCCUGGUGUUGUAGAAGUCACCUUGUCCUACAAGUCCAAACAGUUCUGCAAAGGGACACCGGGAAGAUUCAUUUACACAGCACUCAAUGAACCCACCAUCGAUUAUGGUUUCCAGAGGCUACAAAAGGUCAUUCCCCGGCACCCUGGUGACCCAGAGCGUUUGCCGAAGGAGGUAAUACUCAAAAGGGCAGCUGACCUGGUGGAGGCGCUGUAUGGGAUGCCACACAACAACCAGGAAAUUAUUCUGAAGAGAGCAGCAGACAUCGCGGAGGCCCUGUACAGCGUGCCCCGCAACCACAACCAGCUCCCAGCCCUCGCCAACACCUCGGUGCACGCAGGCAUGAUGGGUGUGAACUCUUUCAGUGGACAGCUGGCUGUGAACGUCUCCGAGGCAUCCCAAGCCACCAACCAGGGUUUCACCCGCAAUUCAAGCAGUGUGUCACCACACGGGUACGUGCCGAGUACCACCCCCCAGCAGACCAACUAUAACUCCGUCACCACGAGCAUGAAUGGAUACGGCACGGCCGCCAUGUCCAAUCUGGGCGGCUCCCCAACCUUCCUCAACGGCUCAGCUGCCAACUCACCCUAUGCCAUUGUGCCAUCUAGCCCCACCAUGGCCUCCUCCACAAGCCUCCCCUCCAACUGCAGCAGCUCCUCGGGCAUCUUUUCCUUCUCACCAGCCAACAUGGUCUCAGCCGUGAAACAGAAGAGUGCUUUCGCGCCUGUCGUCAGACCCCAGACUUCCCCGCCUCCCACCUGCACCAGCACCAACGGGAACAGCCUGCAAGCGAUAUCUGGCAUGAUUGUUCCUCCUAUGUGAAAGAAUUGCCUUGAAGAAUUUUAUUAAUGAAGAGGUUGGAUUCUGCUACAGAGAGUAAUCUGAUACAAGUCCCAGAGUGGAACUUUUAACUCAGGCCUUUUUAAGAGGAAUCACAAUAACUGCAGAUUUUUAAAUAAACAAAAUCACCGACCUUGCAAGUACUGAAAUUGGAAAGGAUCUGCAAGCGCAGAGUGUUGGUUAAAGUUGUACCUCCCAACUCUUUGGGAGAUAUAUUUAUUCUGUGUUGAUAAAAGCAAACCCAUUUUUUUCUUUUUCUUGCUUCUUUUUUUUUGUUAGCUUAACUCUGCUAUCAUCUGUCUUUUAGAUGCCGUAAAACUAUAUACGAGGGACACUAUAAAUAAGACUCCAUGUUUUAAUUUAUGAUGUUUUUAAAGCUGUGUAAAGGAAGAAUGAAAUGGUGAUAUUUACAAAAAAGAUGAAAAGAAGUUCUGGACCUCUGACCCUCUGUCUUCUACACAAAGCUUCUUUUACAAGGUAAAAGAUGUUCCCCUAACUACAGAAUAUGGCUUUAAGAAGAAGAUGAAAGAGAGAAUUAAAUUAAGAUUUCAGUUUUGGGGGAAGAAAAAGAAAGCUUCUGGAUGACUGGAUUGCAUACCACGCCCUGGUCUCACAUUGUAUUAGGAUGCAGCUUAACAAAAUCAUCUCUAAAUCUACUAACCUUUCACCUUCUUAUCAAAAACUUUUGGAAUAGACACACACUGUACAGUUCAAUUGUUAGAGAAACUACUGUAGAAAUUGUUAUAAUUUUUUUUUUUUUGCAAAAAUUCAAGCUGUAAAAACUUUUCAACUUUCACAAUAUUUAAUUAAAGUUACUUCCUGUCUGUG